AUGAGCGUGCCCGGCGGAGCAGCAGCCACGGUGAGGACGGGGCCCGGUAACGGUCGCUGUCCCCGGAAUUCUCUCCACAGCGACUGCACCAUCGAGGAGAAGGCGGUGGUCCUGCAGAAGAAGGACAAUGAGGGCUUCGGCUUCGUCCUGCGCGGGGCGAAAGCGGAUACGCCCAUUGAGGAGUUCACGCCGACGCCGGCGUUCCCAGCCCUGCAGUACCUGGAGUCCGUGGACGAAGGCGGGGUGGCCUGGCAGGCCGGACUGAGGACGGGGGACUUCCUGAUCGAGGUGAACAGCGAGAACGUGGUGAAGGUCGGGCACCGGCAGGUGGUGAACAUGAUCCGCCAGGGAGGCAAUCACCUGGUCCUCAAGGUGGUCACGGUCACCAGGAGCCUCGACCCCGACGACACCACCAGGAAGAAAGCCCCUGGAGUCAGUGUGGGGUCCUGUCAGUCUGGCUGGUCGGGUUGGGGGGAUCCCAUCCCUGGGCCCGGCGAGCGCUGCCCCACGGGACUCACGCCCCCUUUCUGUUUGCAAGCCUCGGUCCGGAAGAAGAAGGAUAAGCCCGAGGAGAUCGUGCCCGCCGCCAAGCCCUCCCGCGCCGCAGCCUGCCGUGGGGAUGAGGCUGGCCUGGCGCAUCUCACCCGUGUCGCCUCUGGUUUGCAGUCCGUGUACGAACGCCAGGGCAUCGCCGUGAUGACGCCCACCGUCCCCGGGAGCCCGAAGGGCCCGUUCCUGGGCCUCCCUCGAGGUACGAUGCGAAGGCAGAAGUCAAUAGACAGCAGACUGUUUCUGUCAGGAAUAACGGAGGAGGAGCGGCAGUUCCUGGCCCCUCCGAUGCUGAAGUUCACCAGGAGCCUGUCCAUGCCGGACACAGGCACGCUGGUGAAGCAGUCCAACGUGGAGGACAGCCCUGAGAAGACCUGCUCCAUCCCCAUCCCCACCAUCAUCGUCAAGGAGCCCUCCACCAGCAGCAGCGGCAAGAGCAGCCAGGGCAGCAGCGUGGAGACCGACCCCCAGGUCCCCGAGCCGCCGGGCCAGCUGCGGCCGGACGAUGGCCUGGCCGUCAGCAGCCCCUUCGCCGCUGCAAUCAGGGGUAGAGUAUGAGGUAAAGAUCCAACUUAAUCUGUCUCAAUGUCACUACUCAAUCUAUAAUAAUGAAAGCAUAAUAACGCCUUCCUGUCCACGGACCUGGGGGACGAGGACGUGGGUCUGGGGCCACCCGCCCCCCGGGUGCAGCCCCCCGCGUUCCCCGAGGGUAGUUUCGGCGAAGAGGAGGGCGCGGAGCAGCUGGUGUUGCCCACCACGCCAGGGGCGCGCCCAGGGAGCCCGACGUCCAAAGCCAAGGGUCCCGAGGGCAGCCCCAUGGGGGCCCCCAAGGGCGGCGGUGCCGCAAGCCCCGAUAACUACGUGCACCCGCUCACAGGGAGGCUGCUGGACCCCAGCUCCCCGCUGGCCCUGGCACUUUCCGCGAGGGACCGAGCCAUGAAGGAGGCCCAGCAGGGCCCCAAGGGGGAGGCCCCCAAGGCCGACCUCAACAAACCUCUCUAUAUCGAUACCAAAAUGCGGCCCACCAUGGAGGCAGGCCUCCCCACGGCCACCAGGCAGGGCGCGCGCGGGCCCCUGCGGCGGCAGGAGACGGAGAACAAGUACGAGAGCGGCCUGGGCAGGGACCGCAAGGGCGAGGACCGCAAGAACAUGCUGAUCGACAUCAUGGACACGUCCCAGCAGAAGUCGGCCGGCCUGCUCAUGGUCCACACGGCGGGCUCCCUGGAGGAGACGGUGAUCUUGCCAUUCCGCAUCCCUCCCCCGCCGCUGGCGUCCGUGGACCUGGACGAGGACUUUGCUUUCACAGAGCCAUUGCCACCCCCCCUGGAGUUUGCCAAUAGUUUUGACAUCCCCGACGACCGCAUCGCUUCUGUCCCCGCCCUCACGGGCUUGGCCCAGCAGGACAGCAACGACGCCUCCCCGUCCCCUGCGUCGAACCCCAGCCAACCCACCAGCUCCGACGACUCGGGCAUCGAGGAGGCCGACAGCCGCAGCGGCAGCGACCACCCCCUCGAGACCACCAGCACCGUCUCCACCGUGUCCAGCAUCUCCACGCUGUCCUCCGAGGGUGGCGAGAGCGUGGACACCUGCACGGUCUACGCGGACGGGCAGGCGUUUGUGCUGGACAAGCCCCCCGUCCCUCCCAAGCCCAAAGUGAAGCCCGUUGCCCACAGAAGCAACGUGCCGUACCAGGACACGCUGGCGGAAGAGGACGCGGACGGCUUCAUCCCCCCGCCUGCACCCCCACCCCCACCCGGCGGGGUCCAGCCCGGGGCCGUGAAGGGGAUCCAGCCAAGGACCUCCAAGUUGUGGGGUGACGUCUCGGAGAUCAGAAGCCCCAUCCUCUCCGGCCCGAAGGCGAACGUGAUCAGCGAGUUGAACUCAAUCCUGCAGCAAAUGAACCGAGAGAAACUGGCCCAGCCGGGCGAAGGCGUGGGCGCGCCCACAGGGGCCCAGCCUGCCGGCCUCGCUCCCAGAAGCCCAGAGGUCGUGAGCACCGUCUCAGGGACACGGAGCACGACCGUCACCUUCACCGUCCGCCCCGGGACCUCGCAGCCCAUCACCCUGCAGAGCCGGCCCCCGGACUACGACAGCAGGACCUCAGGAACCAGACGUGCCCCCAGCCCCGUGGUCUCGCCCACGGAGAUGAGCAGAGACAUCCUGCCCUCGGUCCUGCCGCCGCCCCUGUCCAGCAAGCCUUUCGCCACGAAGCCCGUGCACCUGUGGACGAAGCCCGACGUGGGCGACUGGCUGGAGAGCCUGAACCUGGGCGAGCACAAGGAGACCUUCCUGGACCACGAGAUCGACGGCAGCCACCUGCCCAACCUGCAGAAGGAGGACCUCAUCGACCUGGGCGUGACGCGCGUCGGGCACCGCAUGAACAUCGAGCGGGCCUUGAAGCAGCUGCUGGACAGAUAAGGGUGGCUGCGCGGCCCCACGGACUCCGUGAGAAGUAGAGAUGGGCUCCCGCGGGGCCUGGGCGCCCCUCUCCCCGGGUUUGUCUCCCGGCACCCAAAGAAACGCGGGGCCGAGCGCAGGUGGGGCUCCGGCUCCCAGCGGGUGUGC
Molecule: messenger RNA, 3114 nt
Organism: Myotis davidii
Lineage: Eukaryota; Metazoa; Chordata; Mammalia; Chiroptera; Vespertilionidae
Gene: SHANK2
Product: SH3 and multiple ankyrin repeat domains 2
Cellular component (GO): dendritic spine; postsynaptic membrane; postsynaptic density
Molecular function (GO): synaptic receptor adaptor activity; ionotropic glutamate receptor binding
Source: RefSeq, a predicted model, not a curated record